AUUUCUCCAGCUGCACGUGGAAACAAUAGCAGAGUGGCUGCACUUUGUCUGUCGGAGACAAUAUUGGGCUGCCGGUGCAUGUUGGCCACUUUGCUAUGUGGCGAGGACACAUGCUGUCACCUGUGGCGCGCGUCGACUCUCCAUAAACCUCGCGUGGAACAAGAAAACUCGAACAUUCUCCGACAAUGACUGCUUGAGCAGCACUUUUAUUACUACUGCUGUCAGCCUACCCCCUUCUGACUUUCCUCCUCUUCUUCCUCACUUUGAGUUACAGGACACCACUAUGGUGGAUAAAGGCCCCUUGUUGACUUCUGCCAUUAUUUUCUACCUGUCCAUCGGGGCAGCUAUUUUUCAAGUCUUGGAGGAAUCCAAUUGGAAGCUGGCCGCAAAGCACUAUAGACUCCAGAAGGAGCAAAUACUUAAGGACUACCCCUGUCUGACGAAAGAUGACUUGGACAAAAUAUUGCAGAUAGUUUCCGAUGCUGCUGGCCAAGGAGUCACUAUAACUGGCAGCAAGACUUUCAACAACUGGAACUGGCCAAAUGCUGUCAUCUUUGCUGCCACAGUUAUAACUACGAUAGGAUAUGGAAACAUUGCUCCCAAAACAUUAGCGGGACGUGUAUUUUGCAUCUUCUACGGGCUCUUUGGUGUGCCAUUGUGUUUUACCUGGAUCAGCGAGCUUGGGAAGUUCUUUGGUGGACGAGCCAAGCACUUUGGUCAAUAUCUAACCAAGAGAGGAUUUUCACUGAGGAAGGCUCAGUUUACCUGUACAGCUAUUUUUCUUCUCUGGGGGCUGCUGAUCCAUUUAGUCCUUCCACCUUUUGUGUUUAUGUCCCAGGAGGGUUGGACAUAUAUUGAAGGCUUGUACUUCUCAUUUGUCACCUUGACUACAAUUGGAUUUGGUGACUUGGUAGCAGGUGUGGACCCCACAAAAGACUACCCUAGUCUCUACCGCUACUUUGUGGAGGUUUGGAUUUAUCUAGGUCUGGCUUGGCUUUCUUUGUUCUUCAACUGGAAAGUGCGAAUGGUGGUUGAGGCUCACAAAGCGCUAAAGAAAAGACGCAAGCUACGCAAACUUUCCCUCGAUGAGCUGCGGCACUAUAAAGAGUCUCACAAAGCUGCACUUCGUCUUCCGCCCACUCCCAACGAUGUCAACAUCUUCAGCUUCCUGUCCAAGAAGCAGGAAGGCUACAACGACUUGAUCAAGCAGAUUGGCACUAAAAGCGACCAGAGACUCAACGCCAGCAAAGGGAACGCCAUCAACAAAACCAAAGACAUGGCUCGGUCCAAGAGCUGCAAUGAUACUCCCAUGUUUAAUGGCCACACCAUCCUUAGUUUAGACCGUUCACCACGACAAAAGAGAAGAUAUAGUUUUAGUGACCGUGUCACUGUUGCCUUUUCCAAGUCCAAAAAUUACCUCCUGGGCUCUGACAAUGGUUUGGUGCUAACAGAGGAUCACGGUGAUAGGGACGUUGAACUUGACCAGGACCAAAUAUAUGAAAACCAGCUUGACAAAGAUGUGGAUCAGGAGAGCGGAUGUCGGGGAGACUGUGGAAGAACUGGUCGAAGGACAUGGGAUUCUAAAGAAUACCAUUCUCUUACAUUCCAAAAUGCAAACAUUACUUUCAUUGAUGAGGAAAACUUUCUUGGAAAUAAUCUGGAGGAGGAUGAUGAUGAUGAUGAUGAUUCCAAAGCGAAACUAUCUAUAACUACAUGUGAUGAGAACAUUGAAACGGUCUCCAAGGAGGAGCAGAGUUCUGAGUCAGAUGGCUCUGUUUUUACCAGUGAUGUUUCAGAACACAGCCACUCGUACGAGACUCUUGUGGAGGAAUAUGCAAAGGAAGACAAUACGGAACCUUAGUUGCUGUGCAAACACUCAACACUGUCUCGGUAGGGAAUGUUGAUGCUUUUGAUGUUUUUCUAAUGUGAACUGAAAAGACAUCCCAUUGCACUGUUGGGUCUGGAAAAAAGGCUAAACUGCCAAUCCAAAUGAAUGUGCUUUUCCUUCAACUAAAGGUUAUUUUCUUCUAAUGAAUUAAAAUCCCUAUCAUUUGGGAUAUAAACACAUUUUUCAAUCAAUAUUGACUCGAGACUUCAUCAGCUCUAGUUGUCUUUUGUAGAUGUGCAGUAAAGAUUCAUCAGGUAUUGCUUAUCUAAAUCAUGUACAAAUUGACUGUGUUUUCUUGAGUACAUCUGUUCUACACAUAUUCUCGUAUUAAAUUAUGUAUAUGUUUAAACAUAUUUGCUUCCACAUACGCCAUAUUGGUGCUUUAAAAUUAUUUAAAAUGAUGGGCAUAGUAGUAGCCUGUAGCUACGGGGGGGAGUGUUGUCUCUUGCACAAUACAUCAAAUGGCAAAGUCCAUUUCAGUGCAGAUGUUUUUUUGUUUGUUUUUGUUUUAACCUGAGCCAAACCCUUUCCAUUCUUUCACUCUAUCCUUGAUGAAUAGCUGUCUGAGAUUUCUUUACAUUUUAUUUUGACUAUACGGAAUACACUUUGUCAAAGGUCCAUCAAUGAGUGACAGAGACCUACUGUAAACCAAAGGUAAACUUGUAAAGGGAAAAAAAAAACUUUGCGAGCCGAAGAUUAUUGCUGGUUUAUCUCAAUUCCCAACAGAAAGUGACCACCAAAAGUGAUUAUAAACAGACUCCUUGCAAAUGUGUACAAAAAAAAAAAUCACCUCAGAAUAUUGUCCAAUUAUGUUUUUGUUAAAUACCUACUGCAUUACUGUAUUGUGCUGCAUAUGAAUGAAUUGACCCUUUGAUGUGGCAAGCAGCACCCCCUUCACUGCAUUGUAUUUGUCAAGUAAAUAUUGUCUGAAAGCUCAUCGGCAGCCGCAAACACCUCAGCUGAGGACAUGGCCUUGCUACUUGUUUGCUUUUGGGGGCUCGCACUGACACAAAUGACUGUAGUACAGCAAAUGACAGCCAGCUAGGUUAAAACGCCACAAAUCGAUGCUCUCAUGACGUGUGCGUGUGUCUGUAUCUGUGUCAAAAAGUCCUGUCGGAUACCUUUAUCUGCUCACCUCCUGCAUUUUGCACAUGCACUUGAGCACGAAAACCUGUAUAACUUCUCAUGGGUAAAUGCCAGCAAUUGCAGUGUCACACAGGGCUGCUGUGAAUUUUGAAGUCUGAGUCAUUUUAAGUUACUAGAUUUUAAAUAUUGGGUAAUAGAAGAAGUUUUUGUGGCACAUGGAUAACCUAAUUUAUAGACUGCCUUAAAUCCACUGCAAAGCAGAUGGAAAAAGUACAAUGCUGAAAUUGUAUAACGUUUCACACUGGGUGUUUUUAUACAGUAUAUUUCUACUUUAGGCUCCCACCAUUUUUUAUAUUUGGUCACAUUUUCUGUACAUUUCUGUCACUGUCAUUAUAUGGUGGAUACAUUGGUGCGCCCGUUGUUAAGAAGUCCUGGUACUCUUCAAACAUGUCCUAAGAUUAUUUACUUGUGACUGGUUAAACCCAUUGUCCUGCAUUUUCCUCUUAAUGUUGCUCCAUUGUGUAAAAACUCCACUGUU
Messenger RNA from Phycodurus eques (leafy seadragon), 3512 nucleotides. It is a transcript of the gene kcnk5a, whose product is annotated as potassium channel, subfamily K, member 5a. The transcript is spliced from 5 exons. Gene Ontology annotation, cellular component: membrane. Lineage: Eukaryota; Metazoa; Chordata; Actinopteri; Syngnathiformes; Syngnathidae. The record is from RefSeq and is a predicted model, not a curated record. Gene Ontology annotation, molecular function: potassium ion leak channel activity. Gene Ontology annotation, biological process: stabilization of membrane potential; potassium ion transmembrane transport. The coding region runs from base 284 to 1861 and encodes 525 amino acids.